Messenger RNA from Lodderomyces margitis, 1287 nucleotides. RefSeq lists its product as uncharacterized. The coding region runs from base 1 to 1287 and encodes 428 amino acids. The record is from RefSeq and is a predicted model, not a curated record. The transcript has a single exon. NCBI's taxonomy places the organism in Eukaryota, Fungi, Ascomycota, Pichiomycetes, Serinales, Debaryomycetaceae.
AUGUCUGUACUAUCUCCUUUGGCUCACUCGAACAACAACCCACCUCACCUUGCCAAAAACAUUAUUGACAAAUUAGCUAUAAACCAACAAACAUCAAAUGUAUCAGCAUCACUACCAAUAACACCAACUUCUAUAGAUACACCCACUUUAGAGCGCAAUGAAGCCAACCACUACCACCUUCUCCACAAUAACAAUAACAACAACAACAACAACAGCAAUAACAAUAGCUCUGCCACCACUGCUAAACCAAAAUUCCAAUCAUUACCUAUAUCUCCACAACCUUCAAGACCUACAUCUCAGCUAAUAGGAUCUCCACGACUGGUGUUUGCUGAAGAGUUGGCACAAUUACAAAACUAUUUUGAAUGCAAGCAUGCACCAUCAUUUGAAGAUGACGAAGAGUUGGAUGAAUCUGAAAGUAUAAUAUCUGAGGCUUUCAGUAUAAUGACACCUGAUUUCACCACCACUUCAAGAAAUAACAACUAUACUGAUAAUGGAGGCAACAUCAUUCAACCUUACUGGCCUUUGCAACAACAAAGACAACAACAACAACUGCAACAACAACUUUUCUCAAGCAGUAGCACCGUGGUAACUGCAUCUUUCCUUAGUGACGUCAAACAAACUCUUCCAUCAAUCACAUCUACUGACUCACCAUCCACCAUUUUAACUUCAUUCUUCUCCAACCAAUUAUUUUAUGCUCAGAACUUGACUCAACUUCCACAGCAUUUCAUUAACCAAGAAUUUGAUAGCUUUGACCACGAUGUGGUACUCAAUCCCCACAUUCCUAGUUCCAAACAUCAUGCCAAAAUCAUUGAACAACUAGACCAAUUGUACGUUUCAUCAAUUGAAUUAGUUUCAGUUAUAACCAUGUUUAAUUGUUUUAUCGCCAAGAUUAAUCAUCAUGAAGUUGGUUUACAAUAUUUAGAACUGAUUAAAUCACAAUAUGAUAACUUGAUUAAUGACUAUUUAUGUCAACAUGUGCAUUUGAUUCUUGAUAAAAUAAUUGAUGGAUUGUAUGAAUAUAACUUGAUGAUUGAAGAAAUGUUGGAAGAGGAUGAGCGAAGCGCCAAGGACGAGGCAAAUGAUCACGAUACAAAAGAAGACGCUGCUACUGCUGCGUAUGAUACGAUUAAUGACUAUUAUAACGAAAUUGAAACGACGCUAACUUUAUCUAAUUCAAAAUUAUCUCAACAAGAUUGUGAAAAGUUUCACAAUUUAUUGAAUAAUGAAAUUAUUCAUGAUAAACAUUGGAAUGAUUACAUCACCCAUUUAAGAAAAUUUAUAGAUUAA